CGUGUGCAGCGCCGAGGUCGCGGCGCUCGCCGACUUCUCAGGUUACCUAACCAAACUUCUGCAAAAUCAUACUGCCUAUGCCUGCGAUGGGGAACAUCUGAGUCUGCACUGUCCUCGGCAUUCAACAAUAAGUGUUCAGUCAGCAUUUUAUGGGCAAGAUUACCACAUGUGCAGCACUCGGGAGCCUGAAAACAGGAUGACAGAACCUAUAAACUGUGUGGCACCCACCUCAUUGCAGAAAGUACUGGAUGAAUGCCAAAACCUGAGAUCCUGCCAGCUCCUUGUCAAUAGUCGGGUUUUUGGACCUGAUCUGUGUCCAGGGACCACUAAAUUCCUCCUUGUCUCCUUUAAAUGCAAACCUACUGAAUACAAAACCAAAUCAGCAUGUGAAAACCAGGAACUGAAACUCCACUGUCAGGAGUCCAAAUUCCUUAUCAUCUACUCUGCCACCUAUGGCAGACGGGCACAUGAGGAGAAUGUCUGCGCAACAGAGGUGGAGCGCGUCCCCCCCUUUGACUGCUUGUCAUACACGGCGCUAGAGGUCUUAUCAAAAAGGUGUUCUGGGAAACAGAGAUGCAAAGUCAUUGUCUCUAGCCAGGAUUUUGGAAGUCCAUGCCUGCCUGGAGUGACCAAACACCUGAACGUCAGCUAUGCAUGCGUUCCUAAAUUGAUCCUCACGGCAGUCAACCCCCUGGCCACUGACAGUAAGUCUUCUGUAAAACAGAACAAUGGUAUGUACGGUGUUGACCUUGAUCCAAAGGAAUCAAGACUUCCAAAGAAAGAUGGAACUAUUGUUAGCAACUCCUUGGCUACAUUUGCAUACCUUAGAGAUCACCCUGAAAGAGCAGCACUCCUGUUUAUGUCCAGUGUUUGUGUGGGCUUAAUCUUCACACUCUGUGCAUUGGUGAUCUGCGUGUGGUGCUCGAAGGACAUCAAGAAAUUGCACAGAAAGAAGAAUCAAUUAGUGCCAGGAAGUGACAGAGCAUACGAGAACAGUGAAAAUGAGGAGCAGGAGGAAGACUCCUCUGAUUCGGAUGUCCAGGAUGAGGUAGCAGAACUUUACAGACCUUCUUACUCAGGUUAUAAUUCAACAGAGGCUGCAGAACUGGCCGAAAGGAUAGAGCGCAGGGACCAGAUCAUCCAAGAGAUUUGGAUGAACAGUGGCUUGGAUAUGACACCUCCCAGAAAUAUGAAUACAUUUUAUAUUAAUGAACCAUAAAUGGCUUAUUUUGGAUGAUGCCCUAGCUGUUUUUUAUAAAAAAGAAAUGUACCUUCUGUGAAGGAACAUUUGUAUCAGUGCAUAUAAUUAUUUGUGAGGUAAGACAAAAUGUAUGCAAUAAAAGGAGAGU
This is a messenger RNA of Indicator indicator, 1349 nucleotides long. It is a transcript of the gene EVA1C, whose product is annotated as eva-1 homolog C. The transcript has 8 exons. Lineage: Eukaryota; Metazoa; Chordata; Aves; Piciformes; Indicatoridae. The record is from RefSeq and is a predicted model, not a curated record. Gene Ontology annotation, molecular function: carbohydrate binding. Bases 167 to 1219 code for a protein of 350 amino acids.